This is a messenger RNA of Apodemus sylvaticus (European woodmouse), 3132 nucleotides long. RefSeq names its product alkB homolog 5, RNA demethylase (gene Alkbh5). Lineage: Eukaryota; Metazoa; Chordata; Mammalia; Rodentia; Muridae. The transcript has 4 exons. Gene Ontology annotation, biological process: mRNA export from nucleus; mRNA processing. The record is from RefSeq and is a predicted model, not a curated record. Gene Ontology annotation, cellular component: nucleus. Gene Ontology annotation, molecular function: oxidative RNA demethylase activity. Bases 421 to 1608 code for a protein of 395 amino acids.
GCGCACGCGCGUCGAGAAGCCCGCUAAGGAGCGGCGCUGUCGGAGGUCGGGCGGGCUGGCGGUGACGUCGUGAGGAGAGCUUUAAAGUGCGGGCCGGGCCGGGCAUCUGAGGGUCCGACCCAGAGUCUGGCGGAGUCUUUGCCGAAGCCCUCCGCGGCAUGAGGCGCUGCCGUCGCCUUUUUUCCUCAGGACGUGGAGAAGGUGGAGGAGGAGGAAACCCCGCUGUCGCUUGUGCUGCAUGACCGACCGCUUCUGAGGUUCGACCCCUUCCUGGCCCCUCUACGCCCCCCGCUGCUUCCUUGAGCCACGCAUGGGGGCCUGGCAUUGAGGACCCUCGCUUCCCUUUCGGGCCCCGCUCGGGUCCCCUGAGAGCCAUGCCGGGCCGCCCCGGAGGACCCUAGAGUUGAGUUGGCAGGGGCCAUGGCGGCCGCCAGCGGCUACACGGACCUGCGUGAGAAGCUCAAGUCCAUGACGUCCCGGGACAACUACAAGGCGGGCAGUCGGGAGGCCGCCGCCGCUGCAGCUGCCGCCGUGGCCGCCGCCGCGGCUGCCGCGGCCGCCGCCGAGCCGUACCCGGCGUCCGGGACCACCAAACGGAAGUACCAGGAGGACUCAGACCCCGAACGCAGCGACUACGAGGAGCAUCAGUUGCACAAGGAGGAGGAGGCGCGCAAGGUGAAGAGCGGCAUCCGGCAGAUCCGUCUCUUCAGUCAGGACGAGUGCUCCAAGAUCGAGGCCCGCAUCGACGAGGUGGUGUCCCGCGCCGAGAAGGGCCUGUACAACGAGCACACCGUGGAUCGGGCCCCCCUGCGCAACAAGUACUUCUUCGGCGAGGGCUACACGUACGGUGCCCAGCUGCAAAAGCGCGGGCCCGGCCAGGAGCGCCUCUACCCGCCGGGCGACGUCGACGAGAUCCCGGAAUGGGUGCAUCAGCUGGUGAUCCAGAAGCUGGUGGAGCACCGCGUCAUCCCCGAGGGCUUCGUCAACAGCGCCGUCAUCAACGACUACCAGCCCGGCGGCUGUAUCGUCUCCCACGUAGACCCCAUCCACAUCUUCGAGCGCCCGAUCGUGUCCGUGUCUUUCUUUAGCGACUCGGCACUUUGCUUCGGUUGCAAGUUCCAGUUCAAGCCCAUCCGGGUGUCGGAACCUGUGCUUUCUCUGCCGGUGCGCAGAGGGAGCGUGACUGUGCUCAGUGGGUAUGCUGCUGAUGAAAUCACUCACUGCAUACGGCCUCAGGACAUUAAGGAACGCCGAGCGGUCAUCAUCCUCAGGAAGACAAGAUUAGAUGCACCGCGAUUGGAAACAAAAUCCCUGAGCAGCUCCACAUUGCCACCCAGCUAUGCUUCAGAUCGCCUGUCAGGCAACACCAGAGACCCUGUGCUGAAACCCAAAAGGUCCCACCGCAAGGCAGACCCUGAUGCUGCCCACAGGCCCCGGAUCCUGGAGAUGGACAAAGAAGAAAACCGGCGGUCUGUGCUCCUGCCCACACACCGGCGGAGGGGAAGUUUUAGCUCUGAGAACUAUUGGCGCAAGUCCUAUGAGUCCUCGGAAGAUUGCCCAGAGGCAGCCAGCAGCCCCACCCGCAAGGUGAAGAUGAGGAGACACUGAGGCUCUGUGCCCUCCUGGGACUCUGGCUAAUCCUGAUGUAGCUACCCCCAUCUUCUGUUCUGUUUGAGCGUUUUUUUCUUUGUUAUUUUGGUCCUAUAUACGUUUUCCUUGCUUUGUUGCCCAUUAAGGCUAAAGAACAGAAUUGGUGAAAGACCUGGGCUCUUAUGUUCUUGGCUUUCCUCCUUGAUGGAAAAGGCUGUUAGCUUCUGUAGGGGAUUGCUCACACCAGAGUAGCCAGUAGCGACAAUGGGGACAGCUGUCUUCAAGUGGAAGUUUAAUGAAACACACAAAAUGUUUUGGUUACGAAAUUCUAGUUUGGGCUUUAAAUGUAAAUCAUUGUAGUGUUUUAAGCAAAGUCUAUUCUUUUGCCAGCCCUUUUCUUCCACUGAUGCUCAUGCUUGGAUAAGGUUUCUUGGAGCCAUACAGGCCCUGCAUUGGGUCUGCUGCCCAUACAUCUCACCUGCUGUCCAGGCUCUUGAAGCUCAUGCAAAUACCCUGUUCCCCUGUUCAGGUUGGCGACUGCGUAUGGGGCUUAAACAGUGCCAGCCUCUGUCAUCCCAUCUCUGAGGCCCCAGGUUUCCUGCAUGCCCUCUGGCUUGCUCUGCCCACCAAUCCUGGAUGGUCAAGGAACUAGCACAAUGGUCCUGACCUCUUUUGCCAAGAGCAUGCCUGUUUGCUGGAUUGCUCUUGUUAGGCUAUGUGUGUGAUUGUAUGGAACAGUUAGACUUGCUGCAGCAGGUCAUUUGUAGGAAUUGUUUCUAGCUAGAGGAACUGAUUUGCUUCCGGUCUAGCAUUUGGGUUAUGGGAACUUGGGAUGUGUGGUAGGGCUUUGUUGUUUUUUGUUUGUUUGUUUGUUUUGUUUUUGUUCUGAGGUGUACCCCCACCCCCUUAGUCUCUUGCUCCUCAGUUGACUAUCUUGGGCCUCUUUUCCCAUAUCAUCUCUCUAAGAGGGUGUGCCUGCUCUGUCCACCUAUAGCAUAUAUCCAAGGCAGAAGUCUGACCUGCAUAUUGGGUUGGUACUUUCUCUGCCUCAGGGGCCUGGGUACUGGGAAAGGAACUUAUAAAAAUUACAGAAAGAAAAACAUACAAAGGUAAAGUCUUUGACAGUUUCUGCCUGCUUAGAUCCUGGAAGGUGGGGUUUUGUUGAUCCAGAUUCAUUAGGAAUGACUGGCAGCCAGACCAGGACUGGGCCUGCUGACAGAGGCCUUCUGAGCAGCCAUGCUACCACCACUCCGAAGUGCAUAUAGGUCUGGCCCUCGGGCCUCAGUGGCUGCAGAGAUUUGGGAGCAGACAACCAUUAGAAGUCUCUCCAUGGGGUAAGAAGAUCCUUUGCCAAUGUGGAGCCCUCAAAUUGAGACCGCAAAACUAAAGCAGUUACAGGUCUUCUGUGGUUUGGGGGUUUGUUUUGUUUUGUUUUUUAUUUUUUACUGCUCUUUUCCCAAAAUGAUUUGUAGUUGUGUGUGCAGCACUUUGCCCUAAUAUGUGUGUGCUCUACAAUAAAAACCAAAUUAAUAUAUUUUGAAA